UCCUCUCGCCUAAUAGCAACCUAGCGCUGAAAAAAAAGUCUUCCACCGAAGGCUAGAGGAAGGCGCACCCUAAAAAACCUCGACUGCCUUGUUUUAGCUGCGAUCUCUGGACGCACCAAAAGCCAAUGUCCCCUCCACACUGUCUUCAGGCGAAACUGUGCAGCCACUAAACCAAAACAAAACCCCUCUCGGCUACCUGGCUGCCCGUUCAAACCGGUUGGCUACUUGUCUGCAAAACCCUAGUCCGAAUUCACGGCUUUUCAAACUAUCCAAAACCCCAGUAUGAAUUCACGGCUUUUCAAAGUGUCCAAAACCUAUGUCUGUAAUCACGGCUUUUCAAACUGUCGAAAACCUAUGUCUGUAAUCACGGCUUUUCAAACUGUUUCCCAUUGCUUGGAUGUUUCGAAGACCUUUCUUAGUUCUCAACAGAUGGAAUUGGGAGAAUCGUAUUUUAUUUCAUUUUCUUGUAACCUCUGUUCUCUUUCAGCUCAAAUUGCAAUGUUUUAUGACGUGAUGCCAUCCGCUCUGAACCUUGGAGUAUAUGCUGAUGUAGUGCACUCCUGGCUACGAGUUCGGCAUAAAAUUGGCAUCAAAUGGAGAUCCCGGAGUUGUAAAAUCAAGCCAGAUCAAGGACGGUCUCCUCCAAGGACGAUCAAGCAAGGACAAGGGCGACCUCCUCCAGCCUAGCAUAGACAAGGACGGCCUUCUUUGGACUAACGUCAUCAAGGGCGACCUCUUCCAAUCCAACAUUCCAAGGCGAGGUACAACAAUCAUCCUGCAAAUCAAGGACACAAGAAGUUAGAACAAGGGUUCGUUGAAGAAGCAGAUAGUUCCAGAUGAAUUAAUUAAAGCUAGCUUCUCAACAACAUCAAGUUGAAUAUCUACCAAGUUACAAGUGUCAGACGAGGUGGCAUCCUAGUCAUCACUUCUCCAAUCAGUGUGGUCCACCUCAGCAUUUCCAGAUUCAAUGUACCUAACUCAUGGAAGGUUGCACAAACACCGAUGUACCUACCCCAGCUAUCCAUUGGUGGAAUUUUCUAGAGAGGACAUGUGUCCAAGCAAUACAAUUUUAUAUUGGUCAAGCAUUAAAUGUUAUGUAAUGGUUGUAACAAACCCUAAUUAGGGUUUUCAUUGUUGAAUCUUGGCCAUUGAUCUCGAAUUGAUCUAAGCCAUCGAAUUGUAUUGAGGGCACUAUAUAAGCCCUGACAUUUCAUUUUGUAAAGGUGAUAGUUAGAGUUAGAAUAUAGUUGGAAGCAGUUAGAAGACAGAUAGAGAGUAGUUAGAAGGUGAUUAGCUAGUUGAUAGAAUAGCAAUUAGAGUAGAGUAGAGAGAGAAGGCAAAGAUUGUUGCCAAGAUGUUGUUGUAAAAGACUUGUAACUUCAUUGAAGAAAUGGUGAAAUUUAUGGGUCGAUUCGACAAUUUGCGUGGUCUUUAUACUUCUCAUGUUUGAUUUUAUUAUUAGAUGAGUGGAAGAAAUGUGCUUGAUUGAUGGUGGAAUUCGUAUAUCCAUACUACUAGCAGUUUGUUGAUUGCAGACUUGCCUUGUGUAGUCAACUGGAAUCAUUCAGCUUAAGCUUAACUUCAAUUAUCGCUUCUUCAUUGAUAUGCAUCAGCCUGAUGGUGUCUAUGCCUGCAGUGAUGAUUUGAACAUCAUAAAGCUUUCCUUCGAAGAUCGCACUAACCUUGUGGAGAUGUUCCUGUGAUGUCAAAAGAAGACUUAGUUAGAAUUCCAUCAAAGAUCAUUCAUUGCUCUUACAUUCUUAGUAUUAGAAUUAGAUCCUUUCCUCACCCUCCUCUUUUUUUUUUCCUUUUUUUCAAGUCAAAGCUAGUAAGAGCCUGUGUUCCAGCAAUAUUCAAAGCAAAUCAGAAGUUCAGGCAUCAAAUGUAAGUCCCCUUGUGAUUCCAGCAAAUCACAUCAUACCACAAAGAGCUUAUCCACACGUAGAGACCCUACAUACAAGAACCUUGAAGUCAUCCCGAUUGAUCCUUUUCGCGACAUCUUCAGCAUUCGGAGGCUUUACUCAAGAGAGGAUAAGGUACCUUUAGG
Cryptomeria japonica (Japanese cedar) is the source of this 2047-nucleotide messenger RNA. RefSeq lists its product as uncharacterized. The record is from RefSeq and is a predicted model, not a curated record. The transcript is spliced from 2 exons. NCBI's taxonomy places the organism in Eukaryota, Viridiplantae, Streptophyta, Pinopsida, Cupressales, Cupressaceae. The coding region runs from base 283 to 687 and encodes 134 amino acids.